Messenger RNA from Sporothrix brasiliensis 5110, 735 nucleotides. RefSeq lists its product as uncharacterized. The record is from RefSeq and is a predicted model, not a curated record. Bases 1 to 735 code for a protein of 244 amino acids. The transcript has a single exon. Lineage: Eukaryota; Fungi; Ascomycota; Sordariomycetes; Ophiostomatales; Ophiostomataceae.
AUGAAGUCCGAACUCAUCUCUGCAUCCGCGACACGCCGUUGGCUGCAGCCCAUUGCAGACACAUCCAAUCUUCGGAACGGCGUCGGCCGUCCGUGGGAGAUCUACCAUGCGGGCCAGUACGCAAACUCGACCGUGCUUGACGUCUUUACGAAGAAUGGUUAUGCCGGAGCCUAUGCGAGCUACUUUGGACUGUCGCCAGACUUGGGUGCAGGAUUCGCCAUCUUGUCCCACGAUACCAGUGGCACGGCUGCUGAUCUCAAUGCCUAUGCUGACAUUGUUUCCUUGGCCUUACUGGACCUGGAGGCGUUGGCAGCUGCGGAAGCCGCGGCGUACUACAGCGGAAACUACACCGGCCAAUCUGGAAAUGGCGACACUGCUGUUAUCCAGUCGCCCAGCGAUGGCUAUGGCUUUGUGGUUGCAGAUCUCGUUGUCGACGGUAUUGACUUGCGCAACCAAACAGCUUUUGCGGCCAAUAUUGAACUGGAGAACCUUGACUUCCGCAUCUAUCCGAGCAAUGUAGUUCAGGGCACAAAACAUCUGUUUGUAGCCGUUUUCCAGGACAAGAAAGCACCUGUCGACGCCGAUACGCCCACCUGCAUCACCUGGCAGGAAGUGGGAUCACUCGGCGAGAAUAUUGCCGACCAAUUUAUUUUCGACACUGACAGAACAACUGGCCUUGCACAGAGCCUGUCAGUUCUAGGCAGACGGUCGACAUUGAUGCGGGGAGCAUCCUAA